GUGAUAAGUGAUAACUUUUUAUUAAUAUUUAUUAGUUAUUACUCACAUAAACUAAUCUUUUUAUUCAAUGUUUGUGAUACUGUAAUACUAUUUUCACUUAUGUAUUUAUAUUUUACUGCUGUUGUUUCUUAAAGGUUUUAAACAAUGGUUGUUACAUUACGUAUUAGAUCAAACAUAGAGUAAUUAAUUGUAACUUCAACUUUUUGUUAACUGUUUUUGUCUGACUGUCAAAAAAUAAAAAUGGGUAUAAACAUUGAAAAUAUUAUAAAUGAAAUAAAAUUUGAUCAGAAGUUAAUUAGUGUAUUUGAAACAUACAACAAAUACAUCAACUAUCGAUUCGACUAUCUCGUCAGAACAAGUAUUACUCAUACACCAGAUGAACUCAAUCACUAUGUUGACAAUUCUGAAUUUAAUGCAAGUCAACAUAUUUCACAACAUUUUAAUAAUAGUAACAAUAGUUUAGACAAUGUUACAAAAAUGCGAGAAGAAUUAAAAACUUUAACAAAAUUAGUAAAUGUAAAAAGAAAAGAAUUGAGCAUAAUAACUAUUAAUGAGGAUGGAUUAAAAAAUAAUAUUAAACAAUUAGAAGAUAUUAUAUCAAUUAAGAAAAAUUACAUCAGUGAAACUGCCAAAUAUGCAGAAGUCAGAUGGAAAGCAAAGCAAAAAGUUGAAAAAGAGUACAAUAGAACAAACAAAAAAUAUAUUAAAAUUGUAAGUCAGUUAAACAAAUCAAAAACCAAUUAUGCUAAUGGAUCUAGUAAAUAUAUGGAUUACGGGGAGCGAACAAAUAAUAGGAUAUUACAAUAUGAAGAUAAAAUUAAAAAGAUGAAUGAUAUUAUAAAAAUUGCCAGUGAUAGUAAAGAAAAAUUACUACAAUAUCAAAUUGCAUUACAAACUUCUAACGAUCGCUUACAAAUAUUUUAUGACCAAUUAAAUAACCAUAUAAAAAAUAAACAAGAAAUUUCAUUAUUAUUAAUACAAAAUGAAAAGCGAAUUAAUCAAUUGAAAAUUAAUUUAUCAAAAUUGGGGGUUUUAACGAGCAUUGAAAAAAUUAGAGUCCGUACAUCAUCAUCAAAUUUAAUUGAAAAUGAUAAUUUAAAAAAAGAAUUUUUGGAUUUGCAAAAUACGAGGAAUGAAAUUUUAAGUUCACGUCCUAGAGGAAUGUUCAAUCCCAAAUAUCAAAAGGAAAAUAAUUUAUUCAAAGAAGAUGUUCGAAAAUAUUUAGAAAACGAUGAAGCAAUUGAUUCCAUAGAUUAUUUAAUUGAAUUAAAAAAUAAUAUGUGCAGUAAAGAUCCAAAUUUAUUAAAUUUUAUUCAAACGAAUUCAAAUGAAAUAAAAAUUUUUUGGAAGUGUCUGUCAACUUUAAAUAUUGACGAACUAAAGAAAUUGUUGGUACAUUAUUUUAUCAAAGUUGUAGAUUUAAAAGAAUCUGGACGAGAAAAUGAUGAAAUUAUAUCUAAACUUGAUGCAACGAGUGAUAGACUUAAGCAAAAUAUUAUGUCUUUGAAUAAUAAUUUUCAAGAAUUUCAUUUGUCAAUUGAAAAAAAAUUCAUGGAAUUAAAAAAACAUUAUCAAGCAAAACUUAAUAUGUUAUUUCAACAAAUUCAAGAAGAAAAUAAUGCUAUAACAAUGUUUAAAAUGAGACAAAAAAUUGUAGGACUUAAAAAGAAAAUAAUUGAAUUGGAGAAGUUACAAACAGUGAAAUCAAAGGACACUCCAGUGAUGCCAGAACCCCAAAUCAGUUUAAAUCUUCUAGAAGCAUCCAAAUCAGAAUCUGAAACUAUGUCAUCUGCCAAAGUGAUACACCACAAAAACAAAUUGAAGAUACUAAAAAAUAAAUCCAAAUAAAUUUACAUUUUGUAGAUGUCUUACAGAAAAUAUAUAAUAUUUGUAUAGGUUGACUUAGGCUUCAGUUUGUAUUCAAACUUCAAUUCCCUUUCUGCCAGGGCCAAUGCCUAAAAUUAUAAGGUUUAUGAAUAAUUGUAUUUCAAUUAUAUUAGUGCAUUACAAAUGUUUUACACAAUGUAAUAUAAAAAUAAAAAUAAAAAUAACGAUUUUA
Messenger RNA from Metopolophium dirhodum (rose-grain aphid), 2059 nucleotides. RefSeq lists its product as uncharacterized. The record is from RefSeq and is a predicted model, not a curated record. NCBI's taxonomy places the organism in Eukaryota, Metazoa, Arthropoda, Insecta, Hemiptera, Aphididae. The transcript is spliced from 9 exons. Bases 241 to 1848 code for a protein of 535 amino acids.